Molecule: messenger RNA, 513 nt
Organism: Ceratitis capitata (Mediterranean fruit fly)
Lineage: Eukaryota; Metazoa; Arthropoda; Insecta; Diptera; Tephritidae
Product: bolA-like protein 3
Exons: 2
Coding region: 51-356 (101 amino acids)
Source: RefSeq, a predicted model, not a curated record
UGGUUCAUAUGUUCAUUUUAAUUUUUUAGUCGAAUGUGAUAAUAAAAGUUAUGUUCAUAAUGAAUCUUAUCCGCGGAAUUACGUUAACCUUACCACGUUUAUUCUCGUCGGUGCAACAAAACAGUGCUCAGCAACGAAUAUUGCAAUUGUUGUAUGGCAGAUUUCCAGAAGCAAUUGUCAAUGUUGUUGAUGUAUCUGGAGGAUGUGGAGCCAUGUUCGAAGUAUAUGUGGAAUCUAGGGAGUUUGAAGGGUUAACCACUUUGAAGCAACACAAAUUAAUCACACAAACGUUAAAAGAGCAAAUAAAAGACAUGCACGGUGUUCGAAUACACACUUCAGUGCCUAAACCUAAGUGAUACAGCACACUCACCAUAUGAAGCUAAUCUUUGUACCAUGUUUUGGUAAAGCCCACUCGGCAAGAAUUGAAUUGAUUUAGCUAAACCUAACUAGUUGUUGUGAAACUUCAUUAUACCUGUAAAAACUGUAAUAAAAUUACUUUAAGGAACUGCAAUU